Messenger RNA from Pseudocercospora fijiensis CIRAD86, 603 nucleotides. RefSeq lists its product as uncharacterized. The coding region runs from base 1 to 603 and encodes 200 amino acids. The record is from RefSeq and is a predicted model, not a curated record. NCBI's taxonomy places the organism in Eukaryota, Fungi, Ascomycota, Dothideomycetes, Mycosphaerellales, Mycosphaerellaceae. The transcript is spliced from 13 exons.
AUGCUGGUUGUUAUCGAGAUAGCUUUGUGUGGUGUGUGUCCAAAUAUUGCUGCUAGCACGAUUGCGGAGCAAAGCAUAUGCCACUCAGUGCGUGUGACUGUGGAAGUGCAUCUGCCCCCAAAGCACACCUUAUUCAAGCAGACCACUGGAAAUGGGAGGCUUUCAAAGCAGAUGACUCCGAGGGAGAGAGAGGCAGAAGCGUUUGCGCUCCAUUUCGGCGAUGCCAAUCAUUGCAUUAAAGAACUCCAGCGCAAACUCAGCGCCCAUCCUCAACUCGCGCGAGAUCCGGUAAUGUCUCAGCCGUCCAUCUCCGGAUCGUUCGCAUUGUCACAGAAGACGCAUAGACCAUCAGAUUGCUCCAUUCCAUCGCCUCUCUCGAAGCACUUCCCACCUUCGCCUGUCUUCUCUCUCUCGCCCAAGUUGUGCUACAAUCAGGGCCAUGCUGCUGACUUCGAUGACUUGCGGAUUUCAUCCCAUCUACCGGGCGCUAUCCUCGUCGGAGCUGCUCAAGCGUCUGGAAUGAAAUGCUUGGAGGUAUGGUCGUUCGUGCUCCAGCAGGACGAGAUAUGCCAAGCCUCGCAAGUGGGUCCGAGCUCCAGCUGA